UGCUCCUCCUCCCCGCCUCCGCCGCCCCCCGGGGACACCCUGCCCUGGAACCUGGGCAAGCCUCAGCUGAGCAGGCGUCGCGUGAGGCAGGGCCCCGGGGCCCACGACGCCGUCCUCGACCCCGCCGACCGCGCCGUCAUCCGCAUCGCAGACGAGCGGGAUCGGGUGCAGAAGAAGACCUUCACCAAGUGGGUCAACAAACACCUCAUCAAGCACUGGAGAACACAGGCGCAGCGUCACAUCAGCGACCUGUAUGAAGAUCUUCGUGAUGGCCACAACCUCAUCUCCCUGUUGGAAGUGCUCUCAGGAGACACCCUGCCGAGGGAGCGCGACGUAAUCAGGAACUUGCGUUUGCCUCGGGAGAAAGGGAGGAUGCGUUUCCACAAGCUGCAGAAUGUCCAGAUCGCUCUGGACUACCUCAAGCGCCGCCAGGUGAAGUUGGUGAACAUCAGGAACGAUGACAUCGCGGACGGCAACCCCAAGCUCACCUUGGGCCUCAUCUGGACCAUCAUCCUGCACUUCCAGAUCUCAGACAUCCAGGUGAGCGGGCAGUCGGAGGACAUGACGGCCAAGGAGAAGCUGCUGCUCUGGUCGCAGCGCAUGGUGGAGGGCUACCAAGGCCUGCGCUGCGACAAUUUCACUGCCAGCUGGCGGGACGGGCGCCUCUUCAAUGCCAUCAUCCACCGGCACAAGCCCAUGCUCAUCGACAUGAACAAAGUCUAUCACCAGAGCAACCUGGAGAAUCUGGACCAGGCAUUCGGCGUGGCUGAGCGGGACCUGGGAGUGACCCGCCUGUUGGACCCAGAAGACGUGGACGUCCCUCAGCCAGAUGAGAAAUCCAUCAUCACCUACGUGUCCUCCCUGUACGACGCCAUGCCCCGGGUUCCCGACGCCCAGGAUGGGGUGAAGGCCAAUGAGCUACAGUUGCGCUGGCAAGAGUACCGAGAGCUGGUGACGCUGCUUCUGCAGUGGGUCAGACACCACAUCAUCUCCUUCGAGGAACGCAAGUUUCCGACCAGCUUCGAGGAGAUCGAGAUCCUCUGGUGCCAGUUCCUGAAGUUCAAGGAAACGGAGCUUCCGGCCAAGGAGGCCGACAAGAACAGGUCGAAGGGCAUCUUCCUGUCCCUGGAGGGAGCCGUGCAGGCCGGGCAGUUGAAGGUGCCCCCGGGAUACCACCCGCUGGACGUGGAGAAAGAAUGGGGGAAGUUGCACGUGGCCAUCCUGGAGCGGGAGAAGCAGCUGCGCAGCGAGUUCGAGAGGCUGGAGUGUCUCCAUCGCAUCGUCAGCAAACUCCAGAUGGAGUCCGGCCUGUGUGAAGAGCAGCUGAACCAGGCGGAUACCCUGCUGCAGUCGGAUAUCCGGCUGCUGAACGCGGGCAAGGCGCCCCAGCGGGCGGGAGAAGUGGAGAGGGAUCUGGACAAGGCCGAUGGCAUGAUCCGACUGCUCUUCAAUGACGUGCAGGCCCUCAAGGAUGGACGGCAUCCUCAGGGCGAGCAGAUGUACCGCAGGGUGUACCGCCUGCACGAGCGCCUGGUAGCCAUCCGGACCGAGUACAACCUGCGGCUCAAGUCCGGGGCCACGAUGACCAGCCAGGUGACCAGCCAGGCGAGCCACACCACGACGCUGCAGAGCACCCAGCGGCGGCCGGAGCUGGAAGACGUCACCCUCCGCUACCUGCAGGACCUGCUGGGCUGGGUCGAGGAGAACCAGCGGCGGCUGGACGCCGCCGAGUGGGGCGUGGACCUGCCCAGCGUGGAGGGCCAGCUGGGCAGCCACCGCGGGCUGCACCAGUCCGUCGAGGAGUUCCGGACCAAGAUCGAGCGGGCCCGAGCCGAUGAGAGCCAACUCUCCCCAGCCACCAAGGGAGCCUACAGAGACUGCCUCGGCAAGCUGGACCUGCAGUAUGCCAAGCUGCUGAACUCAUCCAAAGCUCGCCUGCGCGGCCUGGAGAACUUGCACGGCUUCGUGGCGGCCGCCACCAAGGAGCUGAUGUGGCUGAACGAGAAGGAGGAGGAGGAGGUGGCCUACGACUGGAGCGAACGGAACAGCAACGUGGCCGCCAAGAAGGAGAGCUACUCGGGACUGAUGCGGGAGCUGGAGUUGAAGGAGAAGAAAAUAAAGGAGAUUCAGAGCACGGGAGAUCGACUGCUGCGGGAAGAGCACCCGGGGAAGCCCACUGUGGAGGCAUUCCAGGCUGCCCUGCAGACCCAGUGGAGUUGGAUGCUGCAGCUGUGUUGCUGCAUUGAGGCGCAUCUGAAGGAGAACACCGCCUACUUCCAGUUUUUCUCGGACGUGCGGGAGGCCGAGGAGCAGCUGCAGAAGCUGCAGGAGACCAUCAGGAGGAAGUACGCGGUGGAUCGGUCCAUCACGGUGACCCGGCUGGAAGACCUGCUACAGGAUGCCCAGGACGAGAAGGAGCAGCUAGCCGAGUACAAGGGGCACCUCUCGGGGUUGGCCAAGCGAGCCAAAGCCAUCGUCCAGCUGAAGCCGCGUAACCCGGCCCAUCCCCUCCGUGGCCGGCUGCCCCUGCGGGCCGUGUGCGACUACAAGCAGGUGGAGAUGACCGUGCACAAGGGGGAUGAAUGCCAACUGGUGAGCCACGCCCAGCCGUCCCGCUGGAAGGUGGUGAGCAGCGGGGGAAGUGAAGCCGUGCUGCCUUCCGUCUGCUUCCUCAUCCCCCCGCCCAACAAGGAGGCCCUGGAUGCCGUCCACAGGCUGGAGGGGCAGCAUCAGGCCCUGGUGACCCUUUGGCACCAGCUGCAUGUGGACAUGAAGAGCCUCCUGUCCUGGCAGUGCGUGACCAGAGACAUCCAGCUGAUCCAAUCCUGGUCCCUUGUCACGUUCCGCACCCUGAAGCCGGAGGAGCAGCGCCAAGCUCUGCGCGGCCUGGACACCCACUACCAGACCUUCCUGCGGGACAGCCAGGACGCCAGCAACUUCCUCCCCGAGGACCGGCUGCAGCUGGAGCGGGAUUACAACGCCUGCUCCCGCCACUACCAGCAGCUGCAGCUCAGCCUGGAGCAGGGUGAGCAGGACGAGUCUCUGUGCCAGCGGUACAUCUCGGAGCUGAAGGACAUCCGCCUGCAGCUGGAGGCCUGCGAGGCCCGGACCAUCCACCGCAUCCGCACGCCUCUGGAGAAGGAGCCUGCCCGCGAAUGUGCCCAGCGCAUCACCGAGCAGCAGAAGGCCCAGGCGGAGCUGGAGGGGCUGGGACAGGGGGUGGCCCGGCUGGAGGCGCAGGCAGAGAAAGUGCUGGCCCAGCCAGAGCCCUCCUCCGGAGCCCCUGCCCUGCGCUCAGAGCUGGAGCUGACCCUCGUCAAGUUGGAGCAGGUGUGCAGUCUGUCAGCCAUCUACCUGGAGAAGCUCAAGACCAUCAGCCUGGUGAUCCGCAGCACGCAGGGGGCUGAAGGACUGCUCCGGGGCUACGAGGAGCAGCUCAAAGAUGUGCAGGUCGUGCCCGCCAACCUCCCGGACCUCGAAGCCAGCAAGGCGGAGCUCAAGAAGCUGCGGGGGCAGGUGGAGGCGCAGCAGCCGCUGUUCCAGGCGCUGGAGGACGAGGUCGGGGCAGCGCGCGAGGUCGGCGAGCGCCUGCAGCAGAGCCACGGCGAGCGGGACGCGGAGCUGGAGCGCUGGCGGGAGCGGGUGGCCCAGCUGCUGGAGCGCUGGCAGGGGGUCCUCGCCCAGAUCGACCUGCGCCAGCGCGAGCUGGACCAGCUGGGCCGCCAGCUGCGCUAUUUCCGCGACAGCGCCGACCCGCUCGGCUCCUGGAUCCAGGACGCCAAGCGGCGGCAGGAGCAGAUCCAGGCCGUGCCCCUCUCCGACAGCCGGGCCGUCCGCGAGCAGCUGCAGCAGGAGAAGAAACUCCUGGAGGAGAUCGAGCAGAACCGCGAGAAGGUGGAUGAGUGUCAGAAAUACGCCAAGCAGUACGUCAACGCCAUCAAGGACUAUGAGCUGCAGCUGGUGACCUACAAGGCCCAGGUGGAACCUGUGGCUUCUCCGGCCAAGAAGCCCAAAGUCCAGUCUGUGUCUGACGGCGUCAUCCAGGAGUACGUGGAGCUGCGCACCCAAUACAGCGAGCUGACCACGCUGACCAGUCAGUACAUCAAGUUCAUCACCGAGACGCUGCGGCGCCUGGAGGAGGAAGAGAGAGCGGCGGAGAAGCUGAAGGCGGAGGAACGGCAGCGGCUGGCGGAGGUGGAGGCCCAGCUGGAGAAGCAGCGGCAGCUGGCCGAGGCCCACGCCCGGGCCAAGGCCCAGGCGGAGCACGAGGCCCAGGAGCUCCAGCGGCGCAUGCAGGAGGAGGUGGCGCGGCGGCAGGUGGUGGCCGUGGACGCCGAGCACCAGAAGCUGAACAUCCAGCAGGAGCUGCAGCAGCUGCGGCAGAACUCGGCCACGGAGAUCCAGGCCAAGGCCCGGCAGGUGGAGGAGGCGGAGCGGAGCCGGGGGCGCGUCGAGGAGGAGAUCCGGGCCGUGCGCCUGCAGCUGGAGGCCACGGAGCGGCAGCGGGCCGGGGCCGAGGCGGAGCUGCGGGCCCUGCGGGGCCGGGCGGAGGAGGCCGAGGGCCAGAAGAAGCAGGCGCAGGAGGAGGCGGAGCGGCUGCGCCGCCAGGUGCAGGAGGAGAGCCAGAAGAAGCGGCAGGCGGAGGAGGAGCUGCGCCUCAAGGUGCAGGCGGAGCAGGAGGCGGCGCGCGAGAAGCAGCGGGCCGUGCGGGCCCUGGAGGAGCUGCGCCUGCAGGCGGAGGAGGCGGAGCGGCGGCUGCGGCAGGCCGAGGCGGAGAAGGAGCGGCAGGUGCAGGUGGCCCAGGAGACGGCGCAGCGCAGCGCCGAGCUGGAGCUGCAGAGCAAGCGGAUGUCCUUCGCCGAGAAGACGGCCCAGCUGGAGCUGAGCCUGCAGCAGGAGCACCUGACGGUGGCCCACCUGCAGGAGGAGGCGGAGCGGCUGAAGCAGCAGCAGGCCGAGGCGGCCCGCUUCCGCGAGGAGGCCGAGCGGGAGCUGGAGAAGUGGCGCCUCAAGGCCAACGAGGCCCUGCGGCUGCGGCUGCAGGCCGAGGAGGUGGCCCACCAGAAGAGCCUGGCCCAGGAGGAGGCGGAGAAGCAGAAGGAGGACGCCGAGCGCGAGGCCCGCCAGCGGGGCAAGGCGGAGGAGGCGGCCCUGCGGCAGAAGGAGCAGGCGGAGCAGGAGCUGGACAGGCAGCGCCGGCUGGCCGAGGGCACGGCCCAGCAGCGGCUGGCGGCCGAGCAGGAGCUGAUCCGGCUCAAGGCGGAGACGGAGACCGGCGAGCAGCGGCGGCUGCUCCUGGAGGAGGAGCUGGGCCGGCUGAAGCUGGAGGUGGGCGAGGCGGCCCGGCGCCGGCGGGAGGCCGAGGAGGAGCUGGCCCGGGUGCGGGCCGAGAUGGAGGUGCUCCUGCGCAGCAAGGCCCAGACGGAGGAGGAGUCGCGCUCCACCAGCGAGCGGUCCCGCCAGCGGCUGGAGGAGGAGGCGGCCCGCUUCCGCGAGCUGGCGGAGGAGGCGGCCCGCCUGCGGGCCCUGUCGGAGGAGGCCCAGCGGCAGCGGCAGCUGGCCGAGGAGGAGGGGGCCCGGCAGCGGGCCGAGGCGGAGCGCAUCCUGCAGGAGAAGCUGGCGGCCGUCAACGAGGCCACGCGGCUCAAGGCCGAGGCGGAGAUCGCCCUGAAGGAGAAGGAGGCGGAGAACGAGCGCCUGCGGCGGCUGGCCGAGGACGAGGCCUACCAGCGGCGGCUGCUGGAGGAGCAGGCGGCCCAGCACAAGGCCGCCAUCGAGGAGAAGAUCGCGCAGCUCCGCCGGGCCUCGGAGAGCGAGCUGGAGCGGCAGAAGGGCCUGGUGGAGGACACCCUGAGGCAGCGGCGGGCCGUGGAGGAGGAGAUCCGCGGGCUCAAGGCCGACUUCGAGCGGGCCUCGGCCGGCAAGGCGGAGCUGGAGCUGGAGCUGGGCCGCAUCAAGGGCAGCGCCGAGGAGAGCCAGCGCAGCCGGGAGCGGGCGGAGCGCGAGGCCGAGAAGCAGCGGCAGCUGGCCCUGGAGGAGGAGCGGCGGCGCCGCGAGGCCGAGGACCGGGUGCGGGAGAGCCUGGCGGCCGAGGAGGAGGCCGGGCGGCAGCGCCAGGCCGCCCUGGAGGAGCUGGACCGCCUGCGGGCCAAGGUGGAGGAGGCCCGGCGCCAGAAGGAGCUGGCCGAGGAGGAGUCGGCCCGGCAGAUCCAGCUGGCCCGGGAGGCGGCCCAGAAGCGGCUCCGGGCCGAGGAGAAGGCCCGCGAGGCGGCCGUGCAGCAGAAGGAGCAGGAGCUGCUGCAGAGCCGCCAGCAGGAGCAGAGCGCCCUGGGCCGGCUGCGGGACGAGGCGGACGCGGCCCGGCGGGCGGCCGACGAGGCGGAGGAGGCCCGGGAGCGGGCCGAGCGGGAGGCGGCCCUGUCGCGCCAGCAGGUGGAGGCGGCCGAGCGGCUGAAGCGGCAGGCCGAGGCCCAGGCCCAGGCCCGGGCCGAGGCCCGGGAGGCCGCCGAGCGGCUGCGCAAGGAGGCCGAGGAGGAGGCGGCCCGGCGGGCCCAGGCGGAGCAGGCGGCCCUGCGGCAGAAGCAGGCGGCCGACGCCGAGAUGGAGCGGCACAAGACGUUCGCCGAGCAGACCCUGCGGCAGAAGGCGCAGGUGGAGCAGGAGCUGACCAAGGUGAGGCUCCGCCUGGAGGAGACGGACCACCAGAAGGGCAUCCUGGACGAGGAGCUGCGGCGCCUCAAGGCCGAGGUCACGGACGCCGCCCGCCAGCGGGCCCAGGCCGAGGAGGAGCUCUUCAAGGUCAAGGUCCAGAUGGAGGAGCUGGGCAAGCUCAAGGCGCGCAUCGAGGAGGAGAACAAGGCCCUGAUCCUCAAGGACCAGGACAGCACGCAGAAGAUCCUGCUGGAGGAGGCGGAGAAGAUGAAGCGGGUGGCCGAGGAGGCCGCCCGCCUCAGCGUGGAGGCCCAGGAGGCCGCCCGCCUGCGCCAGCUGGCCGAGGACGACCUGGCCCAGCAGCGGGCCCUGGCCGAGAGGAUGCUGAAGGAGAAGAUGCAGGCCGUGCAGGAGGCCUCGCGCCUCCAGGCCCAGGCCGACCUGCUCCACCGGCAGAAGGAGCUGGCCCAGGAGCAGGCCGAGCGGCUCCGCGAGGACAAGGAGCAGAUGCGGCAGCGGCUGGCCGAGGAGACCGAGGGCUUCCAGAGGACCCUGGAGGCCGAGCGGCGCCGGCAGCUGGAGAUGAGCGCCGAGGCCGAGCGGCUCCAGCUGCGCGUCACCGAGAUGAGCCUGGCCCAGGCCCGGGCCGAGGAGGAGGCCGAGAGGUUCAAGAAGCAGGCCGAGGAGAUCGGGGCCAAGCUGCACAGCACCGAGCUGGCCACCCGAGAGAAGGUCACCCGGGUCCAGACGCUGGAGAUCCAGCGCCAGCAGAGCGACCGGGACGCCGACCGGCUCAAGGAGGCCAUCGCCGAGCUGGAGCUGGAGAAGGACAAGCUCAAGCGGGAGGCCGAGCUGCUGCAGCGCAAGGCGGAAGAGAUGCAGACGGUCCAGAAGGAGCAGCUGCUCCACGAGACCCAGGCGCUCCAGCAGACCUUCCUGACGGAGAAGGACAGCCUGCUGAAGAAGGAGCGGUUCAUCGAGGAGGAGAAGGCCAAGCUGGAGAAGCUGUUCGAGGACGAGGUCCGCAAGGCCCGGCAGCUGAAGGCCGAGCAGGAGCGGCAGCAGGAGCAGAUGGAGCGGGAGAAGCGGGAGCUGCUGGCCAGCAUGGACGAGGCCCGGCGGCGGCAGGAGGAGGCGGAGGGCAGCGUCCGGCGGCAGCAGGAGGAGCUGCGGCAGCUGGAGCAGCGGCGCCGGGAGCAGGAGCGGCUCCUGGCCGACGAGAACCGGAAGCUGCGGGAGAAGCUGGAGCGGCUGGAGGAGGAGCACCGGGCGGCCCUGGCCCAGACCCGGGAGGUCACCAUCCAGACGGAGGAGCGGCCGGCCCCGGCCCGGGCCCUGCCCAACGGGCGCCCCGCCGCCGACGGGGGCCCGGCCCAGAACGGGGAGGCGGGGCCGCCGGCCUUCGACGGCCUGCGCCGGAAGGUGCCGGCCGAGGAGCUGGCCGAGGCCGGCGUCCUGAGCGGCGAGGACCUGGCCCGGCUGGCCACCGGCGCCCUGACGGUGGCGGAGCUGGCCCAGCGGGAGGACGUGAGCACCUGCCUGCGGGGCCGCAGCUGCGUCGCCGGGCUGCUCCUGGAGCCCGCCGGCGAGAGGCUGAGCGUCUACGAGGCCAUGAAGCGGCGGCUGCUCAGCCCCGGCACGGCCCUCGUCCUGCUGGAGGCCCAGGCCGCCUCCGGCUUCGUCGUCGACCCCGUGGGCAACAGGAGGCUGUCGGUCAGCGAGGCCGUGAAGGAGGGCGUCGUCGGCCCCGAGCUGCACAGCAAGCUGCUGUCGGCCGAGCGGGCGGUCACGGGCUACCGGGACCCCUACACCGGCGACAGGAUCUCCCUGUUCCAGGCCAUGGCCAAGGACCUGGUGGUCCGCGACCACGCGGUCCGCCUGCUGGAGGCCCAGAUCGCCACGGGCGGCGUCAUCGACCCCGUGGGCAGCCACCGCCUGCCCGUGGAGGCGGCCUGCCGGCGCGGCCACCUGGACGAGGAGCUGGCGGCCGCCCUGGCCGACCCCGCCGACGACACCAAGGGCUUCUUCGACCCCAACACCCAGGAGAACCUCACCUACCGGCAGCUGCUGGACCGCUGCGUCUCCGACCCGGAGACCGGGCUCCGGCUCCUGCCGCUCCGGGACGGGGCGGCCGGCGGCGGGGAGCUGGCCUGCACGGACCGGGAGGCCCGGGACGUCCUCCGGAAGGCCACCGUGUCGGCGCCCUUCGGCCGCUUCCGGGACAGGACGGUCACCCUCUGGGAGAUCAUCAACUCCGAGUACUUCACCGAGGCCCAGAGGCGGGACCUGCUCCGCCAGUACCGGACGGGAAAGAUCACCGUGGAGAAGAUCAUCAAGAUCGUCAUCACCGUGGUGGAGGAGCAGGAGAAGAAGGGCCAGCUGUGCUUCCAGGGCCUGCGGGCCCCGGUCCCGGCCGCCGAGCUGCUGGAGAGCCGGGUCCUCGACCCGGCCCUCUACCGCCAGCUGUGCCAGGGCGAGCGGACGGUGCCGGAGGUGGCGGAGCUGGAGGCGGUCAGGCGGGCCCUGCGCGGGGCCGACGCCGUGGCGGGCGUGCGGCUGGAGGCCACGGGCCGGACCCUCACCCUCUACGAGGCCCUGAGGGAGGAGCUGCUGAAGCCCGAGACGGCCCUGGCCCUGCUGGAGGCCCAGGCGGGCACCGGCCACCUGAUCGACCCCCUGGAGAACGCCAGGCUGACGGUGGACGAGGCCGUGCGGGCCGGCCUGGUGGGGCCCGAGCUGCACGAGAGGCUGCUGUCGGCCGAGCGGGCCGUGACCGGCUACCGGGACCCCUACAGCGGGCAGACGGUCUCCCUCUUCCAGGCCCUGCGGAAGGGGCUGAUCCCCGGGGACCAGGGCCGGCGGCUCCUGGCCGCCCAGCUGGCCACCGGCGGCAUCGUCGACCCCGGCCGCAGCCACCGGGUCCCCGCCGAGGUGGCCUGCGGGCGGGGCCUCCUGGACGAGGAGACCGGCCGGGCCCUGGGGGCCCCCGACGGGGAGGCCCGGGCCUUCCCGGACCCCGAGACCCAGGAGCCCGCGACCUACGGCCAGCUGCGGGAGAGGUGCCGGGCCGACGAGCGGACGGGCCUCCUCCUGCUGCCCCUGUCGGAGGCGGCCAUCCGCGCCCAGCGGGAAGAGCUCUACACCGACCGGCAGGCCCGGGAGGCGCUGGAGAAGGCCACCGUCCAGGUCCCGGCCGGGAGCCUGAAGGGCCGGACGGUCGCGGUCUGGGAGCUGAUCAACUCGGAGUACUUCUCCGAGGAGCAGCGGCGGGAGCUCGUCCGGCAGUACCGGACGGGCAAGGUCACCGUGGAGAAGAUCAUCAAGAUCGUCGUCACCAUCCUGGAGGAGACCGAGACCCGGCGGCAGGAGAGGCUGACCUUCAGCGGCCUGCGGGCCCCGGUGGCGGCCAGCGAGCUCCUGGAGGCCGGGGUCAUCAGCCGGGCCCAGUUCGAGCGGCUCCAGGAGGGGGCCGCCACCGUGCAGGAGAUCGCCGAGGCGGAGCCGGUCCGGCGGCUCCUCCGGGGCGGGGGCGCCGUGGCCGGCGUCGCCCUGGAGGGCGGCGGGGAGAAGCUGGCCCUCUACGAGGCCAUGCGGCGGAAGCUCCUGCGGCCCGAAACGGCCGAGGCCCUGCUGGAGGCCCAGGCGGCCACGGGCUUCAUCCUGGACCCCGUGAAGAACCAGAGGCUGUACGUGCACGAGGCCGUCAAGGCCGGCGUGGUGGGGCCGGAGCUGCACGAGCGGCUGCUGUCGGCCGAGAAGGCCGUGACGGGCUACCGGGACCCCUACUCGGGCAGCACCGUCUCCCUCUUCGAGGCCAUGCGCAAGGGCCUGGUCCUCCGGGAGCAGGGGCUGCGGCUGCUCGAGGCCCAGGUGGCCACGGGCGGCGUGGUCGACCCCGUGCGCAGCCACCGCCUGCCCCCGGAGGCGGCCUACCGGCGCGGCUGCCUGGACGAGGAGCUGGCCGCCGCCCUGGCCGCCCCCGCGGACGAGGCCCGGGGCUUCCGGGACCCCAACACCCGGGAGCGGCUCACCUACCGGCAGCUGCUGGACCGCUGCGCCCCCGACCCGGAGACGGGGCUCCUCCUCCUGCCGCUCCGGGGGCCCGAGCCGGGGCCCGAGGGGGCGGAGGAGGCGGCCGCCCCCGUCUACACGGAAGAGGAGACCCGCAGGGCGUUCGAGGAGACGCGGAUCGAGAUCCCCGGCGGCGGCGGCGGCGGCGGCGGCGGCGACGGCGGCGCCCCCGCCCCGUCCUCCAUGUCCCUGUGGGAGGUGAUGCAGUCGGACCUGAUCCCCGCCGAGCAGCGGGAGCGCCUCCUGGAAGACUACCGGGCGGGGAAGGUGACCAAGGAGCGCAUGAUCAUCAUCAUCAUCGAGAUCAUCGAGAAGACCGAGAUCAUCCGGCAGCAGGGCCUCCACUCGUACGACUACGUCCGCCGGCGCCUCACCGCCGAGGACCUGGCCGAGGCCCGCGUCAUCUCCCCGGAGGCCCUGGGCCUGGUGCGGGCCGGGACCAAGACCCUGCAGGAGGUCCUGGAGGCGGAGGGCGCCUGGCGCUACCUGUACGGGAGCGGCUGCGUGGCCGGCGUCCACCCGCCCGGCUCCAAGCAGAAGCUGAGCGUCUACCAGGCCCUGAAGAAGGGGCUGGUGAGCCCCGAGGUGGCCCGCGCCCUGCUGGAGGCCCAGGCGGCCACCGGCUUCCUCAUCGACCCGGCCCGGGGCGAGCGGCUGACGGUGGACGAGGCGGUGCGGAAGGGCCUGGUGGGGCCCGAGCUGCACGACCGCCUGCUGGCCGCCGAGCGGGCCGUGACGGGCUACCGGGACCCGUACAGCGAGCAGACGGUCUCCCUCUUCCAGGCCAUGAAGAAGGAGCUGGUCCCGGAGGAGGAGGCGCUGCGGCUCCUGGACGCCCAGCUGGCCACCGGCGGCAUCGUGGACCCGCGCCUGGGCUGCCACCUCCCGCCGGAGACGGCCCUCCAGCGGGGCUACCUGAACCGGGAGACGCUGGAGCGGCUGUCGGAGCCCAGCGAGGUGCGCGCCUACACGGACCCCUCCACGGAGGAGAGGCUGAGCUACACCCAGCUGCUGCGGCGCUGCCGGCCGGACGAGAGCGGCGGCCGCUCCCCGCCGCUGCUCCUGCUGCCCCUCUCGGACGGCCGCCGGCUGACCUUCCGGGGCCUGCGGAAGCAGAUCACGGUGGAGGAGCUGGUCCGCUCCCAGGUCCUGGACGAGGCCACGGCCCUGCAGCUGCAGGGGGGGCUGACCUCCGUGGAGGAGGUGGCCCGGGGCCUGCAGAGGUUCCUGGAGGGCACCAGCUGCAUCGCCGGCGUCCUGGUGGACGCCACCAAGGAGCGGCUCUCCGUCUACCAGGCCAUGAAGAAGGGCAUCAUCCGGCCGGGGACGGCCUUCGAGCUGCUGGAGGCCCAGGCGGCCACGGGCUACGUCAUCGACCCCAUCAAGGGCCUCAAGCUGACCGUGGAGGAGGCCGUGCGCAUGGGCAUCGUGGGCCCCGAGUUCAAGGACAAGCUGCUGUCGGCCGAGCGGGCCGUGACCGGCUACCGGGACCCCUACUCGGGGAAGCUCAUCUCCCUCUUCCAGGCCAUGAAGAAGGGCCUGAUCCUCAAGGACCACGGCAUCCGGCUCCUGGAGGCCCAGAUCGCCACGGGGGGCAUCAUCGACCCCGAGGAGAGCCACCGGCUGCCCGUGGAGGUGGCCUACAAGCGCGGCCUCUUCGACGAGGAGAUGAACGCGAUCCUGGCCGACCCCUCGGACGACACCAAGGGCUUCUUCGACCCCAACACCGAGGAGAACCUCACCUACCUGCAGCUGAUGGAGCACUGCGUCACCGACCCGGACACGGGCCUCUGCCUCCUGCCCCUCAGGGAGAAGAAGCGGGAGCGCAAGACCUCCUCCAAGUCCUCGGUCCGCAAGCGGCGGGUCGUCAUCGUGGACCCCGAGACGGGCAAGGAGAUGUCCGUCUACGAGGCCUACCGCAAGGGCCUCAUCGACCACCAGACCUACCUGGAGCUGUCCGAGCAGGAGUGCGAGUGGGAGGAGAUCACCACCUCCUCCUCGGACGGCGUGGUCAAGUCCAUGAUCAUCGACCGGCGCUCGGGCCGGCAGUACGACAUCGACGACGCCCUCGCCAAGAGCCUGAUCGAUCGCUCGGCCCUGGACCAGUACCGCGCCGGCGCCCUCUCCAUCACCGAGUUCGCCGACAUGCUCUCGGGCACGGCGGGCGGCUUCCGGUCCCGCUCCUCCUCCGUGGGCUCCUCCUCCUCCGCCGCCUCCUCCUCCUACUCCCCCGCCGCCGGCCCCGCCGCCGCCCGGGCCCCGCUCUCCUCCUGGGCGGACCCGGCCGAGGAGACGGGGCCCGUGGCGGGCAUCCUGGACACGGACACCCUGGAGAAGGUGUCCGUCACCGAGGCCAUGCACCGCAACCUGCUGGACAACAUCACGGGCCAGCGGCUGCUGGAGGCCCAGGCCUGCACGGGGGGCAUCGUGGACCCCGUCACCGGGGAGCGCUGCCCGGUGGCCGACGCCGUCGGCAAGGGCCUCGUGGACAAGGUCAUGGUGGACCGGAUCAACCUGGCCCAGAAGGCCUUCUACGGCUUCGAGGACCCGCGGACCAAGACCAAGAUGUCGGCCGCCCAGGCCCUGAAGAAGGGCUGGCUCUACUACGAGGCCGGCCAGCGCUUCCUGGAGGUGCAGUAUCUGACGGGGGGCCUGGUGGAGCCCGACACCCCCGGCCGCGUGGCCCUGGACGACGCCCUGCAGCGGGGCACCGUGGACGCCCGCACGGCCCAGAAGCUGCGCGACGUCAGCGCCUACGCCAAGUACCUGACCUGCCCCAAGACCAAGCUGAAGAUCUCCUACAAGGACGCCCUGGACCGCAGCAUGACGGAGGAGGGCACGGGCCUGCGCCUGCUGGAGGCCUCGUCCCAGUCCAGCAAGGGCUACUACAGCCCCUACAGCGUCAGCGGGGCGGGCUCCGCCGCCGGCUCCCGGACCGGCUCCCGCCCCGGCUCCCGGACCGGCUCCCGGCGCGGCAGCUUCGACGCCACCGGCUCCGGCUUCUCCGUGACCUUCUCCUCUUCCUCCUACUCCUCCGCGGGCUACGGCCGCCGCUACGCCUCCGCGGGGCCCCAGGGCGGGCCGGAGGCCGGCCGGCUCCUGGCGCCUUGA
Tachyglossus aculeatus (Australian echidna) is the source of this 13833-nucleotide messenger RNA. It is a transcript of the gene PLEC, whose product is annotated as plectin. The transcript has 34 exons. Gene Ontology annotation, biological process: hemidesmosome assembly; wound healing; intermediate filament cytoskeleton organization. The record is from RefSeq and is a predicted model, not a curated record. The coding region runs from base 373 to 13833 and encodes 4486 amino acids. Lineage: Eukaryota; Metazoa; Chordata; Mammalia; Monotremata; Tachyglossidae. Gene Ontology annotation, molecular function: ankyrin binding; structural constituent of muscle; structural constituent of cytoskeleton. Gene Ontology annotation, cellular component: sarcolemma; focal adhesion; cytoskeleton.